AAGGAAGGAGGAUGGGUGAAGUAAACAUGGAGAGGUAGGAAGAAAGAGAAAAAGGAAAUAUUGAAGGUAGGAAGUGAGAACAAAGUAAUUUGAGGAUGGAUCCAUGCUUGUAUUUUUGCAAUCUCGUAAUGGCAUCACCACUUUGGAGCGAGCGGACCCAGAGAAACUUACAACGCAGCCAGCUUUCUUGACCGGUUGGAUUGAUCGUCGAGAUCCAUUCCGGUCCAAAGACAUCUUUGUGAUGAAGCGCACGCGCGAUGUCCGCUUGUCACUGCUGAUCCUCCUGUCCUCUCUCUCAUCCGUCAGCUCACAAGUCAACCCAGGUGUGUGUCGGUACCCCUUGGGAAUGUCUGGAGGACAGAUUCAGGAUGAGGACAUCUCCGCCUCCAGCCAAUGGUCCGAAUCCACCGCUGCUCGAUAUGGCAGAUUGAACUUCGAAGAGGGCGAUGGCGCCUGGUGUCCAGAGAUCACGGUGGAGCCGGACAACCUGAAGGAGUUCCUGCAGAUUGACUUGCGCUCACUCCACUUCAUCACCCUGGUGGGCACCCAGGGUCGCCACGCCGGCGGCAUCGGGAACGAGUUCGCCCAGAUGUACAAGAUCAAGUACAGCCGCGAUGGCAGUCGCUGGAUCUCGUGGAGAAACCGGCAGGGCAAGCAGGUGAUUGAGGGGAACAGGAACGCCUACGACAUCGUGCUGAAAGACCUCGAGCCCCCCGUCGUCGCUCGAUUCGUACGCUUCAUGCCCGUCACAGACCACUCCAUGAAUGUCUGCAUGAGGGUGGAGCUGUACGGCUGCGAAUGGCUGGAUGGUUUGGUGUCAUACAACGCCCCGGCGGGCCAGCAGAUGAAUAUACCUGAGCAUGUCGUCUACCUCAAUGACUCUGUCUACGAUGGAGCCAUCAUCUACAGUAUGACAGAGGGCUUGGGCCAGCUGACGGAUGGCGUGUGCGGACUGGACGACUUCACAGAGAGCCACGUGUACAACGUGUGGCCCGGCUACGACUACGUGGGUUGGAGCAAUCAGAGUUUCCCUGGCGGAUACGUGGAGAUCAUGUUUGAGUUUGACCGCAUACGAAAUUUCACCACAAUGAUGGUUCACUGCAACAACAUGUUCACCUACAACGUUAAGGCCUUCCAGCACGUGGUCUGCUACUUCCGCUCCGAGUCAGACUGGGAGGCCACGCCGCUCGCCUUCAGUCCCUCGGUGGACGACGAGGACCCCAGCGCGCGCUUUGUCCCCGUCCCGUUGGCCAACCAUAUGGCCAGCGCCAUCAAGUGCCAGUUCUACUUUGCAGACGUCUGGCUGUUGUUUAGCGAGAUCACCUUCCAGUCAGACACUGCCAUGUAUAACACAACGCUGACUCCUCCCAAGGCAGGACUUCCACCCAUCAUCCAGCCUGAGGACGACCCAACUCAUAAAGUGGACGACAGCACGACGCGCAUUCUGAUCGGCUGUCUGGUGGCCAUCAUUUUCAUCCUGGUGGCCAUCAUCGUCAUCAUCCUGUGGAGGCAGGUGUGGCAGAAGAUGUUGCAGAAGGUAAGUGGCAUGGCAAAUGAAAUUCAAAUGACGGAGUCAAUUUUGUCAACACAGAGCGAGACCUUCGCCUACAGUCACAACCAGUCGAGCGGCGGCACCAGUGAACAAGAGUCCAGCUCCACCUACGAGCGCAUCUUCCCGCUGGGCCCAGACUACCAGGAGCCCUCACGGCUUAUAUGCAAGCUGCCCGAGUUCGCACAGAACUCCGAGGAACCUGCUUCCAGCAGCACGGUGGCCCAAGACGGUGUGCCUCACUAUGCUGAGGCUGACAUCGUCGCCCUGCAGGGAGUGACCGGCAGCAACAUGUAUGCCAUCCCGGCACUCGCCAUGGACUUGCUCUCCGGGAAGGACAUGGCGGUUGAGGAGUUCCCGAGGAAGCUGCUCACGUUCAAAGAGAAGCUGGGAGAGGGGCAAUUCGGAGAGGUGCACCUAUGCGAGGCAGAGGGAAUUCAGGAGUUUAUGAAUAAAGAAUUUUUAUUUGACGUGCCAGAAGAGGCGACAGUUUUAGUGGCGGUGAAGAUGCUGCGGUCAGAUGCCAGCAAAAAUGCAAGGAACGACUUCUUGAAAGAGAUCAAGAUCAUGUCUCGCCUGAAGGACCCCAACAUCGUUCGCCUGUUGGCCGUGUGCAUCUACAGCGACCCCCUGUGCAUGAUCACAGAAUACAUGGAGAACGGAGACCUCAACCAGUUUUUGUCCCGCCAUGAGCCAGAGGGACAGCUGGCGCUACUCAGCAACGCGGCUACAGUCAGUUUCGGCAACCUGUGCUACAUGGCUGCCCAGAUAGCGUCGGGCAUGAAGUACCUCUCCUCGCUCAACUUUGUGCACCGCGACCUGGCCACGCGCAACUGCCUGGUGGGCAAGAACUUCACCAUCAAAAUUGCCGACUUCGGCAUGAGCAGGAACCUGUACAGUGGCGACUACUACCGCAUCCAAGGCCGAGCGGUGCUGCCCAUCCGCUGGAUGUCCUGGGAGAGCAUUCUACUGGGGAAGUUCACCACAGCGAGCGACAUGUGGGCCUUCGCGGUCACCCUGUGGGAGAUUUUGAACUUCUGCAAGGAGCAGCCCUACUCGCAGCUCACUGACGAGCAAGUCAUUGAAAACACGGGAGAAUUCUUCAGAGAUCAGAAAAGACAGAUCUACCUACCACAGCCUGUGCUGUGCCCGGACUCGCUCUACAAGGUCAUGCUGGACUGCUGGAGGAGGAACGCCAAGGAAAGGCCGUCCUUUCAGGAAAUACACCGAGUCCUCCUGCAAAUACAACCAUAGGCUCACUGCGACGUUUGAGGCAGAUAACGACCGUGUGUGUCUGACGCGAUCCAGGCUUAAGCUACUUGCGGGUGUCACCCCGUGUUAGCGUUUGGAGAACACUGUGCGGCGGACGUACAUGCUACGGCCCGACCAUAGACACUCGUCCACAUAUUCCUAGAACAAAACACAACACAAUGUACGGUUGUGCCACUCCUGUUAAACUGUAGCAAGUGACAUCCUGCACUUUUCAUGUUGUACGUUGAAAUAUGAAGUUGAAAUGUCACAGUUUAAGGUGACCAAAGACUUAUUUUUGUGUGUGUUAUUGUUCGGAAGACUGCUUGAAUGUAGCGGGGCGGGGGACAAUUGCAGCAGAUUUCAAGUGUUUCAUCUCAAGUCUCAUCGUGGAGUAAGAAGGAAACGUCAAUGUCUGUAACGUCUUUCUUCCUUUCUCACUUUGCUGUGUAAAUGACGGUGUUUUUAACGUUUUAACUACCAGUAUUUUGUACUCAUAUUUAUAUCUGUUGAUUUUUGACUGUUUCUGUGUGAUUGAGUUAUUUGUGGAUGAAAAUGCGCCUGUCUUUCAUAUUGGGAGGACUUUCUUGGAUGAGUGAUCCAACCACAAGUGGGUGGAUGGACAAUGCAAGAUGUGUCAGGAAGUAGAGCUGCUGGGAUAGAGGUCUACGCGUUGCCAUGGGAACGGGGGCUGAAAAGUGUGUUACCGGCGCUGAAAAGGGCCGUGCAUGUGUGUUAAAUGUUAAGAUUUUAAUAGGGUUAAGUGGGAGUAGAUAAAGGUUUGUGUGUACAACAUUGUAAACGGAAAUGUCUUUAUACUGUAUGUGUUAACAAACGUUGUACACUUGAUUUGUGAAAUAAAACUUGGAAUUUGAUCCC
This is a messenger RNA of Hippocampus comes (tiger tail seahorse), 3676 nucleotides long. RefSeq names its product discoidin domain receptor tyrosine kinase 2a (gene ddr2a). The record is from RefSeq and is a predicted model, not a curated record. Gene Ontology annotation, molecular function: ATP binding; protein tyrosine kinase collagen receptor activity; collagen binding. Gene Ontology annotation, biological process: cell surface receptor protein tyrosine kinase signaling pathway; positive regulation of neuron projection development; protein phosphorylation. The coding region runs from base 104 to 2803 and encodes 899 amino acids. Gene Ontology annotation, cellular component: plasma membrane; signaling receptor complex. The transcript is spliced from 18 exons. Lineage: Eukaryota; Metazoa; Chordata; Actinopteri; Syngnathiformes; Syngnathidae.